CAAGUUUUUGGCGCCGUUGCCGGGGAUUGAGUUAGAAAUUUACACUUAUUGUGAUUUAACCCGUUAAUUUGAGAACUUUUAUUCAUUGUUUUUAGUUUUUUUUAUUUUUCACGUUUUUCUUCUCUAGUGCAUGACACGUGCUAGUGGGGAGACACUUGAAGAAUUUGAUCCCGAAAUUGAGCAAACAACCCAUCAUUUGAGGAGAAUGGCAGCCGCACCUGCUAAUGUGAUGGAGGACGAAGUCAAUGGAGAAGAAAACAGACCAUUGAGGGAUUAUGCCAUGCCAUCAAUGGAAGGAGCCAAAUCUAGCAUAAGAAAACUGACAAUUCAAGCAAAUAAUUUUGAGAUCAAGCCGACCAUCAUUCAAAUGAUUCAACACUCGGUACAAUUUGGAGGCUUAUCACAAGAAGAUCCCAAUGUCCACUUGGCAAAUUUUCUGGAAUUUUUUAUACUUUUAAGCACAAUAGAAUGUUGGAAGAUGCCAUUCAUCUGAGGCUUUUUUCAUUCUCAUUGAAGGAUAAAGCAAAAAGUUGGUUAAUCUCUUUACCUUCAGGAUCCAUCACCACAUGGGAGCAAAUGGCACAAAAAUUUCUAUGUAAGUACUUUCCACCUGCGAAAACUGCAAAAUUGCGAAACGAAAUUACUAUGUUUUUGCAGGUAGAGAAUGAAUCACUCUAUGAGGCAUAGGAACGCUUUAAAGAUCUACUGAGAAAGUGUCUCACCACGGGCUGCCAAUAUGGCUUUAGGUACAAACAUUUUAUAAUGGUUCUACUGCCACAAUCCACAAUAUGAUUGAUGCAGCUGCAGGUGGAACAAUCAUGAGAAAAAAUGCCUGAACAAGCCUAUGAGUUGCUAGAUGAAAUGGCUGCAAAUUCUUACCAAUGGCCUACCGAGAGACUCCCUGUAAGGAGGGCUAUGGGUUUACAUAAUGUUGAUGCCAUCACAUCUUUGGCAGCACAAUUGGAGGCUCUCAAUAAGAAGAUGGAUGGACUGCAACUCCCAAUAUCAAAUACAUGUAAUUUUUGUGGAGGCAGCCACCCGAACCAUGAAUGCCAAACAGGUGGAUAUCUUUGAUGAUCUUGUUGAGGAGUACCAAAGGGAAGCACUUAAGGAUGAUCCUCUAGAAAGAUACAUUGCUAUGGAAGGGGAUAACACAUGUCCAGAGGAAGCCGAAAAUCUGGAAAAUUUGUUGGAAAUAAAUCUAAAGAAUUCCGAGGACAUGAGAGAACAAAAGCCAAAAUUAGAACUCAAAGUCCUUCCAUCUCAUCUCAAAUAUGCUUAUUUAGAACAAGAGGCAUUUUCUGUAAUUAUCUCUUCUUUAUUGACAGGUGAAAUGGAAGACAAAUUGCUGGAAGUUCUAAGAAGACAUAAGAAGGCAAUAGGUUGGACCAUAGCAGACAUGAAGGGGAUCAAUCCAUCCAUUUGCACACAUAAGAUCCUCAUGGAGGAAAAUUUCACGCCCAAGGUUCAACCUCAAAGGCGCCUCAAUCCAACAAUGCAGGAGGUAGUAAAGAAAGAAGUGGUCAAAUUGCUCGACGUAGAUGUAGCAGUACAUAAGACAAUUGGAGAUUUCACAGGGCGUUAAAAGUAGAACUUACGGAGAUGUUGAUGCUCUAGCAUGUCAACAUAAUCUCGGUCAAAAUCAGGGCAGUAUCUAUCUUCUUUUCCUCCCUUUGUUAUCAUUUGUUACAUUGGGGACAAUGUAAAUCAUAAGUGUGGGGGAGGUUUUUCAGGUUUUUUUCAAUUCAGUUUGUGAACUAAAAUUGCUGAGAAGGUUUUGAUUGGAAUGAGUUGUAGUUCUUAGAAAUUGGAAAAUC
Messenger RNA from Morus notabilis, 1817 nucleotides. RefSeq lists its product as uncharacterized. Lineage: Eukaryota; Viridiplantae; Streptophyta; Magnoliopsida; Rosales; Moraceae. The record is from RefSeq and is a predicted model, not a curated record. Bases 929 to 1585 code for a protein of 218 amino acids. The transcript has 3 exons.